Serendipita indica DSM 11827 is the source of this 459-nucleotide messenger RNA. The record is from the annotation of a GenBank genome assembly. Lineage: Eukaryota; Fungi; Basidiomycota; Agaricomycetes; Sebacinales; Serendipitaceae.
AUGCUCGCGUUAGAGUCACAGGCCUCGAUCUUCUUCUCAUAUGCCCGAGAGUCUGCUGUAGCAAGUGGUGCACUCUCAGGUCUUGGAGAAUACGGCGGAAAUCAGUAUACGGUGUUGGUGCCUACAAACAAGGCGAUCAUGGCUUUGUCGCGAAAACCACACCAGUUGAACUCAAAUGACGACGUAGAGAUUACAGACGAAGAGGCAGACCGAAGAUCCGCAGAGAAAGUGCAACGAUGGAUAUCUGCGCACAUUAUUCCGGCUGCUGUGGAGCUCAAGGACGGUGCCCAAGGAGUUCACCAGACUCUCUUGGACGGGAAAUCUCUCACAUUUACCCAUCUCAAGACAUCCAAAUCUCCAGAAUGGACCAAUUGGAAGGUAGACGAUCAUGCUAUUCUCGCUGAGCGCAAGGCAUCUAAUGGCAUCAUGUAUCUGAUCGAUGGAGCUGUCGAAGUCUGA